AAGAAAUGUGUUAGUCAAGACCACUCGUGCGUGUUCAAAUGUGUCUUGAACUUGGCCAUUAGAGAGGAACCAACAUGCCACCGUAAUCAUAAGGUUUUCUAUGGUAGAAGACAUCCUGUUUUAGAAUUCAAGUCAGUGUAUUCCUUUACAAAACUGUACCUUUAAAUCAAACUCGGUAUUUUAUUAAAGCAUUUAGUUUCGGUUUAAUUUCGACUAAACCACCAGUCACAUAAACGGAUCUUCGACAUAUAGACCCAGGUAAACCAAAUGGCGAUAUGUGAUGCCCUGAUGGACGCUGUAGAUUUGACUUCGUGUUCCAUAUGUCUGGAGAAGUUGAAGUCCCCACGACUGUUGCCGUGUUCUCAUUCUUUUUGUCAGCACUGUCUGUAUGCACAUAUUGUGUCAACAUGUGAAGAAAAAGAUGUUCCAUUGGGAUUUCCUUGUCCUCUCUGUCGAGAAUUUGUUCCGUUGCCAGGAAACCCGAAUGAAACAACACAAUGGGUAGAAAAGUUCCCCAUCAAUGACGUCCUGGUUCUAUUGAUGAAUGAGUCUUGGGACAUUAAAGUUUGUUGGCCCUGUAAAAGAGGAAACGAAGAGGAAGAAGCUACCGAAUUUUGUCUAACUUGUAAGGAGCCCUUAUGCAAAAUGUGCUCGAAGUGUCAUAGAAAAAGCUUAAUAAGUAUAAAUCACAAAAUGUGCUUACUAUCUGAAAUAGGAUCUUACAGUUUUGUCUCGGGGCAUACUAGUAACACUGAUUGUUGUGAAAAACACAAAGGAAAACAAAUUGAAUUGUAUUGUUAUAACCACAAGACCCCAUGUUGUACUCUUUGUUUUACAGAGGAUCACAAAUCUUGUUCGAAUAUAUUAGCAGUCGAAAAAGUUGCAAAGAAUUUUCAGAAGUUAGGUCAAAUGAAAUCAUUAGAGCAAGAAAUUGAGAAAAUGAAAGUAGAUUUAGAGAUUACAAAACAGUCGCAGAAAGACAAUCUCGGAGCGCUAGAGGAUGAUUCUGAUAUGUUUACCAAAGAAGCAGAACAACUUCAUCAAAAGGUUUUAUCACACGUCAACAAAUUAUUUAACGAACACUUUACAGAAAUAGCAAAGAACACAAAGGAAGCAAAACGAAAGUUGGAGAAAAACACAAUCGCAAUCUCUGACCGCCUUGAUUUUCUACAAUACUUGCUAAGGCUGUUAAAGUCUGUAAAUGGGACGUUAGACUCCGAAGAGACUAGACUAAAUUAUAUAUCGACUUUACAUAAAGUGAAAGAGAAUCUGGCAAAACUAUCGCAAUAUCCUUUGAGUAAGUUUAAAGUCACUAUAAAAUCAGAAAUUCACAGCAGUUUUAAAAAGACAUUGGAAUUCACUAAAAUUGCAAACAUAUCUGUGACUGAACAUUCUAGACCUCUGUCAAAAAAAGUAGAUAUUAUAAAGGCAGAAUUCUCAUUUCUAUGGAAACACCAAAAUGUUAAGGCUAGAUUGAGGGGGUGUACAGUGUUGUCAUCAGGAAAUUUGUUGUGUGUGGAUAACAUGAGCUCGAAUUGCAUGCUCUUUACUGUGGAGAACCAGGUUAUUGGUCAGCCUACUUCAGCAUUUCAAGUGGACCCGAAUCCUUGGGAUAUUCUGUUGGAUGAUGGAAUUCUAUAUAUCUCACAUGACAACAAGGAUACUUCUCGUAUUCUGCGGUUUUCGGCAGAUAACUUCAAAGCUUUGGACCCUUUUCCUAUGGAUACAGGUAAAAGUUGCACUGGCCUGGCUAUCAUUGGAGAUGUUCUGUUUGUUGUGUCUGACGACCGUUUCAUUCUGAAAAUGAAUAAAAACGGACAAGGAAGCUCUGAAAUUAUUUACGAAACACAGUCAAGAGAUUUGCGAUUUCUAAUUUCCCUGGCAGAUGGAAUGCUGGUGUGUAGUAAUUUUACUAAUCAUGCAGUAAUAGCUCUAGAUGAUUUCGGCAAUGAAAUCUGGACUUACAAGCACGGUGAACUAAAGGGAUCUUAUGGGUUAGAUAAGGACCCCCAGAAAAACAUCUAUGUUGCUGGGAUGAACAGCAACAACAUCCACAUUUUGUCUCGAGAAGGGUCUUUGCUAAGGAUCCUAGGAGGUUUGAAUAGUCCGACUUGCAUAAAAUUCAUGAAGGAUUCCUUUACUUGUUUUGUUAUAAUCCAGUCCCAAACAAUGUCUCGAGUGAUGUUAUAUAGAUUUACAUAGCUUUAAAAUAUAUUUUGACUAAAACAUAUUUUGAAUGUAUACGUACUUUGCACCUACCUUUUUAGUAAAUUUCACGGUAUACUCAAAUUCAUUAUUUGUAUAUGCAAACUUUAGUAUAAUUAAGGUCUCGUAUAGUGAUCACUCUUCCUUCCGUCCAUUUCUCCGUCCAAUAACACUUUCUUAGCAAACUUCUCCUUUUGGCCCAAUUUGUCUCACAUUUAAACCACAGAGUGCCGCUUGGUAAUUAUAGUAAAGUGAAUUUGAACCAUUUUCCAGGUUGCAUGUUUAGUAAUAGCAGAUAUUUGUAAACUCGAUAAAUAAGAAUAUGUUAGUCAUAAGUUCGAAUCCCGUUGAGGUUUUAAUAGUUUUAACCUUUCUAGAAAAUUUUAAAAACAGUUUUUUGGCCGAAUAAUUUAAAAGUUGUAAAAUUAUAAAAUAAUGAACGUAUUUUGUUAAAAUGUGGUAUUGUUAAAAUGUGUUCAUAAUUUUACAUUAAUAUUGAGAGAGGUUUCAUACAACCGUAUUUUUGUCUGAGAAAAAUCACUUGAGCUACCAUAUAUAUCCUGUUCAUGUAAUGUACGUUUAUAGUUUGUAUAUCAUAUGAAGAAAUA
Molecule: messenger RNA, 2813 nt
Organism: Magallana angulata
Lineage: Eukaryota; Metazoa; Mollusca; Bivalvia; Ostreida; Ostreidae
Exons: 1
Coding region: 268-2202 (644 amino acids)
Biological process (GO): positive regulation of DNA-templated transcription
Cellular component (GO): chromatin; nucleoplasm
Molecular function (GO): ubiquitin-protein transferase activity; zinc ion binding
Source: RefSeq, a predicted model, not a curated record